Molecule: messenger RNA, 625 nt
Organism: Triticum dicoccoides
Lineage: Eukaryota; Viridiplantae; Streptophyta; Magnoliopsida; Poales; Poaceae
Product: cytochrome b-c1 complex subunit 6-like
Exons: 4
Coding region: 156-365 (69 amino acids)
Biological process (GO): mitochondrial electron transport, ubiquinol to cytochrome c
Cellular component (GO): respiratory chain complex III
Source: RefSeq, a predicted model, not a curated record
UCGAGCUGGCCCUUCGCGUCUCUCUUCCCCUCCAUUCCUCCUCUUCUCCGCAUCCACCCGAACGAAACCCUAGUCUCCCAUCACUUGGAUCCGGUCUUUGACAUUCUUCGACGCAGGACGCCGUAAGAAAUUUCGCUAGAGAUCUUGCAGCUGCCAUGGCGGACAAUGAACCUAUUGACCCAAAGAAUUACCUUGAGGAACGCUGCAAGCCGCAAUGUGUAAAAUCAUUGUAUGACUAUGAGAGAUGUGUGAAGAGAGUCAAGAAUGAUGAAACUGGGCAGAAGCACUGCACCGGGCAAUUCUUCGACUACUGGUCAUGCGUUGACAAAUGUGUAGCACCAAAGCUCUUUGAGAAGCUCAAAUGAUGGAUGGGGUGGCGCUGAUUGCCACAGACCCCAAUAAAUCGAUCCACUGUCCUGAUUUCUGAUUGUGCUGAACCUGUAACAAGGAGCUUCCUUCUAUCUGUUGCUAAAACUUGUCAAAACAAGCAAACACAAUUAUUUUGGCAGUGGGAACAAUAACUUUUAUUUUGCUUGUGUAAUGUUCGUUCUGUCCCUGUAUACUUGGGCAGAUGAAAGCAUUUCUGCUUUACUUCAAUCCAUCUUCAAUAAUUUUUGCAGAUUCA